AUGGCCGUGACGAACUUGUUAGAGCAGAAUGACCGACAUUCAGAAGCAAGCAUGCAUGCCAUAUCCAAGACAAAAAUUAUAUUUGUUGUCAUUUUGUUUAUUGUCUCGUUGACGGCGUUUGUUCUCCAGACAGAAUUUACGUCACAAGCUUACAAGCUAAAAUUUAGUGAACCGAUUCUACUAUUGACAGUUACACACGGCUCGUGGUGGAUUCUUUGGCCGUUGCAGGUAAUUUUUGUUUCUCUUUGGCGAACGGUUGAGAAUAGACGUAGUUAUAGUCAAAAAUCCAUAAGUGUAAGCAACCUGACUGGGGCAAAUAUACAAUACCAGAGGUUACAACACAGUCCAAGGGCAGCAACAGAAGACAACAACGAUGUUGAAGCAAGCUCAAAUCUAAAUGAACAACAAGACAUUCCGUUGCAAAAAGUUGGUGUAGUGGUUUAUUUCAAAAAAUAUAUUGUGAAACAGCUUCACAAUGUUUACCACACAGCAGUGUUGAUUUACGAGUCAAAUGUUAAUGAAAAUCGAUCAACUACUUUCUUAAACCAGAUCAUAGCAGAUAGCGCACAUAUUUCAGGCGGAUCUUCGGUAAGUGCAUGCAUCAAAUCCUUUUUCCAAACACCGGCAAUAAAGUACAUCGUGACAAAGGCAUUGAUUGUCACUCUAGUGCUUACUGUAGCUGGCUUCACUUGGUAUGGGGCAAUGAGUAUGACCUAUGCUGCAGAUGUUACCGCCAUCUACAACUGUUCGGCGUUCACCGCAUAUGCUUUUGCCAUUCCGUUAUUAAAUGAAAAAUUUUCCUGGUUGAAAGUCAAUUCGGUUAUUAUUGCAAUUGUUGGUGUUUUUAUUGUAUCUUACUCAUCGUCUAGCGAUACUUCACCCGGUGAAGAAAAAGGAAAAGAACCUGACUCUGAUAAUCCAUACCCGUACAGAUUUUGGGGUAAUUUAAUCAUAUUCAUUGGUGCUAUACUCUAUGGAUACUACGAAGUCUUGUACAAGAAAUAUCUUUGUAUUCCUGCACACUUGACCAAGAUCAUUACUCCCAGAAGACAAUCUACAUUUGCCAAUUUUGUCAUGGGGUUUUUUGGGGCAUUCACGUUGGUAAUAUUAAUGACACUAAUCUUUGUACUUCACAUUUUUCACAUACAUAGGUUCAACUUUUUCAACUAUGGCGAAAACACGCAACGGAUCUGGCUCUAUAUCUCAGGAUCUAUAGUGAGCAACUUGUUGUUUAGUGCUUCAUUUUUGUCACUAAUGGCCUUGACAAGUCCCGUGCUAUCAUCCGUGAGCUCAUUGUUGACCAUUUUCCUCAUUGGGUUGGUAGAAUGGUGGGUAUUUGAUAAUGCUUUGGAUAUCCAGCAAAUCAUUGGGGACUGUUUUGUUAUAGUUGGGUUUGUUAUGUUAACAAUUGCAUCAUGGAAAGAGAUUAGUGAAGGUAAUGAAGACGAUGACGUUGAAGCGGUGAGUACUUACUCGUUUCCCUUGAGUACUGAUGGAACUAGGUAA
Molecule: messenger RNA, 1506 nt
Organism: Lodderomyces elongisporus
Lineage: Eukaryota; Fungi; Ascomycota; Pichiomycetes; Serinales; Debaryomycetaceae
Product: mannosylinositol phosphorylceramide synthase regulatory subunit
Exons: 1
Coding region: 1-1506 (501 amino acids)
Biological process (GO): intracellular calcium ion homeostasis
Cellular component (GO): endoplasmic reticulum membrane
Molecular function (GO): enzyme regulator activity
Source: RefSeq, a predicted model, not a curated record